Molecule: messenger RNA, 6326 nt
Organism: Salvelinus fontinalis (brook trout)
Lineage: Eukaryota; Metazoa; Chordata; Actinopteri; Salmoniformes; Salmonidae
Exons: 2
Coding region: 374-1051 (225 amino acids)
Source: RefSeq, a predicted model, not a curated record
CCCCAAACUUUGGAACGGUAGUGUAUGUCACGCCUGCUCCCACUCCCCCUCUCUGGCACUCGAGGGCGCCAGGCUGCUCUUCAUUACGCACACCAGUCACCAUCAUUACGCGCAUUAGCGCGUCAUUGGAUUCACCUGGACCACUUCACUUUCUUGAUUGCCCCCUCUAUAUCUGUCUGUUCUUCAGUUUGAUCCAUGUGUCAGCAUUAAUGUCGCUUUGUUUCCCCUGUCCAGACACUGUCUGUGUUUUGUUUCUUGUCCGUUAUUUAUUAAAUGUUCACUCCCUGUACUUGCUUCUCGUCUCCCAGUGUCUGUCCUUACAGAAUGCUGACACCAAUGUUGGGAGUUGUUUUGUUUUUUGUUUUGGUUGGUGAUGUUGGGUGCGGCUGCCGAAGGAACCGGGGAUGCCUCAGCUGGCUCGUUGGGCUUCCAUGCCUUAGCUGGCUCGAGAGGUUUUCUUGCCUUGGUUGGCUCGGCAGGCUCCCAUCCCACGUCAUGCUUCAGCCGGCUCGGCAGGCUCCCACGCCUCAGCCGGCUCGGCAGGCUCCCACGCCUCAACCGACUCGGCAGGCUCCCACACCUCAGCAGGCUCGGCAUGCUCCCAUCUCACGUCAUGCUUCAGCCGGCUCGGCAGGCUCCCACGCCUCAACCGACUCGGCAGGCUCCCACACCUCAGCAGGCUCGGCAGGCUCCCAUCCCACGUCAUGCUUCAGCCGGCUCGGCAGGCUCCCACGCCUCAGCCGGCUCGGCAGGCUCCCACGCCUCAACCGACUCGGCAGGCUCCCACACCUCAGCAGGCUCGGCAGGCUCCCAUCCCACGUCUUGCUUCAGCCGGCUCGGCAGGCUCCCACGCCUCAGCCGGCUCGGCAGGCUCCCACGCCUCAACCGACUCGGCAGGCUCCCACACCUCAGCAGGCUCGGCAGGCUCCCAUCCCACGUCAUGCCUCAGCCGGCUCGUCGGGCUCCAACGCCUCGGCCGACUCGUCGGGCUCCCAUGCCUCGGCCGGCCCAUCAAGCUCGCCCAGGUGGGAUGCCUGGGUGGCGCCCCUAGGGGGCGGGGUAAUGUCACGCCUGGGCUGCCCAUCAUUACGUACACCUGUCACCAUCGUUAUGCGCAUCAGCACUUCAUUGGACUCACCUGGACUCCAUCACUUUGUUGAUGGCCCCCUCUAUAUCUGUCUGUUCCUCAGAGUCAUCCCGUGUCAGCAUUAAUGUCGUUAUGUUUCCCCUGUCCAGACGCUGUCCGUGUUUUGUUUCUUGUCUGUUAUUGAUUAAAUGUUCACUUCCUGUACUUGCUUCUCGUCUCCCAGCGUCUGUCCUUACAACAUAGGCUGUUUUCAACCGGAGUUGUUUUUUGCGUUCAGUUGCUCUUUAAACAAAAUAUAUUGUGUCAGUGGUAUCCUGAAUGGUUUCUCAUCAAAUCCUAUUUUAUUGUGUAUAAUGACCAAAAUUACAGCAGGAUUGAUAUUUGAAUGGAAUUUGGUCUGCGUUUAGUCUAUCCAAUUUGGUUCCAGUAGUAGAUGUCCAGUAUGGAUAUUAGGAUACUGUGCUGUUGUUUUAGUGUGGCAACACAUUUGGGUGGUCAGUUGACCUACUACAAUGGACUGUACUGCAGGGCUCUGGUGACUCCACUGUGGCGUCUGACUCAGACAGUCCACUGACACCAUCAGGAAAGCUCUCCCAUGCUGGCUACUGUGCCACUCUCCUUUUCUCUUCUCUUACCUUCUUCUCUUUCCUCUCUGUCCUGGUUUCCUCUCUCCCACUCUCCUUUUCUCUUCUCUUCCCUUCUUCUCUUUCCUCUCUGUCCUGGUUUCCUCUCUCCCACUCUCCUUUUCUCUUCUCUUCCCUUCUUCUCUUUCCUCUCUGUCCUGGUUUCCUCUCUCCCACUCUCCUUUUCUCUUCUCUUCCCUUAUUCACUUUCCUCUCUGUCCUGGUUUCCUCUCUCCCACUCUCCUUUUCUCUUCUCUUCCCUUCUUCUCUUUCCUCAGUCCUGGUUUCCUCUCUCCCACUCUCCUUUUCUCUUCUCUUCCCUUCUUCUCUUUCCUCUGUCCUGGUUUCCUCUCCCACACUCUCUUUUUCUCUCUUCUGUUAUAGUGGACUCAGUGCCUCCUUUUAUUUAAUUUAUUUUAACCUUUAUUUAACUAGGCAAGUCAGUUAAUAAGACAAAUUCUUAUUUUACAAUGACAGCCUAUCCCGGCCAAACCCUCACCUAACCCGGACGACGCUGGGCCAAUUGUGCACCGCCCUAUGGGACUCCCGAUCACGGCCGGUUGUGAUACAGCCCGGGAUCGAACCAGGGACUAUAGAGACGCCUCUAGCACUGCGAUGCAGUGCCUUAGACCGCUGCACCACUCAGGAGCUUUUAGUGUCAUAGUUCUACAUCAUAUUUCUACAUCAGUGAGCAUCAAUGGAUCCCUGUUUGUAGUCUGCACUCCACAAAGGGCCAUAUUAAUUUUUAAAGAGAGAUUGUGAAAAGCAAUCCCUUAUCUGAUCAAUAAUAAGGCAUGCAAGACUGAUCAGCUUCUUCUAUGCUUUUUGUGAGAGAGAGGACAGUGCUCUCAAGUGUGCUGUGCAGGUUGCCUCGUUGUUGGGGACAGGGCGGCAGGAAGGAAGCCUGGGAUAGAGCAUAGUGAAGAGCGGCAUAGGAAGGAAUGGCUAUGAGGAAAAUACGAGCGUGGAGAUGCAUUGCCUUUGGCAGCAAUGAAUAAACAUGAGCUCUCUUGAUCAAAUAAGGAACUGCAAGGCUGCUGCGCAAGGUAUUUCUCCUAGGAGAUGGAGGAAGCAAAGGGAAUGACAUCGGGGCUGACAUCUCGGUUCCCCCAGCAUUCCUCAGCAUGGAGGGUUCAGAGCUUUAGGGGCAGAUCACAAUUUACUGUGGGGGGGGUCUGAAUAAAUGGGUUGGAUGGAUGACUUCGAUAGUCCAGCAAUCGAAUUACAAGUCAUUCAUAUGCUAAUAAUCCAAAUAUUCUGCUUAAAUAGAUCUUGCACUGCUACCCUCAGCAUUCACUAUUCUUAUUGGAGGUCAGAACAGGAAAUGGAACCUGAAUUUAUCCUUUCUGUGUGUGGAAAAAAUAUUCUGCCGCAUGGAUACACCUACAGGCGGGAACGACAGACUGCAAAAUAAGUCCUCCUGGAAGUGCACUGAAUAUGAUGUUUUUCGAAUGCUGAGGUCGCAUAACCCUCACUAAUGGGGUUAUCUCCAAGUUAUCUGAAGAUCACAAGAAAGACAAUGUUUCCCAUAGAAUUAUGGAAGUGCUAUGAUGCUGUCCUGCAAGACUUGGUGGAGACCAACAACAGAGUGGAGGGCUGGCAUCGUAAAAUGUAGGCAAAUCUUGGCAUAUAGAGGCACUGCAACGACAGCAGCAAAGAGGUGAAAUGAGAAUGGAGCAGCAACUUGCUGGUGUUCCACCGCCAUGGCAAAGACCCCACUACCGCAAGCAAUAGAAGUAUCUGAAGUCACUGGUUGAGGAGUAUACGACUCAAUAGCUGGAGUCUUCCCCGAAGAGAAAAAAUAGGACCUAGCCUACUUGGACACUUGUUCGUGACACUUAUCAAUUUCAACAACUCCAAAAUCCUUAUCAGACCAGAACACAAAGCACAUUCUUGGACGAUUUGUUCAUGAACUGGUUUUUACGGAAGAGCAUUGUUAUGUAACCUACUCAUAUUUUUGGGUUACUUGUUUUAGGCCUACUUGUUUUUGCAUUAUCAUUUUUUGUAUUUUGAUAAGCCUUUUUUGUUGAUAACUAAAUGUUUUAUAGUGAAUGGUUGGUGCUAAUGGAUGGUGCAAAAACAAGAUAAAACUAAAUCCAUUCUUUGAAACAAAAAUACAUUGUAGAAACUAGAUACAGGCCUUCAGCCUUUAUGUAACCAUAUGAAUUAAUUUAUAUACAAUAUUCUGCCAAUAUGAACUAAUGUAUAUAGGCCUAGCCUACAAUAUUCUGCCCAUAUGAACUAAUGUAUAUAGCCCUAGCCUACAAUAUUCUGCCCAUAUGAACUAAUGUAUAUAGGCCUAGCCUACAAUAUUCUGCCCAUAGGAACAAAUUAAUUGUAGGCCAUACCUGAACCAAUUUCUGUAGGCUAUAUAUAUAAUAUUUUGCCCAUAUGAAUGAAUGUAUAUACAAUAUUGGUAGCCAUGUGUGAUUUAAUGAAUAGCAGUAAACAUGCAGUGCCUGCCCAUAUGAACGAAUGUACCUUAUAGGCUAUAUAAUAUUUAUAGCCAUUCAUAAUUUAAUGAAAAGCAGUAAACAUUGUUUGGCAUGAUUUAAUAACAGACUCAUAAACAGAAUCACGCAAUAGGCUACAGCUCACUUCACAGCUUCCCCUGUGCUUCACAGCUUUCCCGGGAAACUCCAUGUAUUGUAGCCUCACCCCGACGAAAGAUCAACUUCUGCAGUGUUUGCGUUAAAAUAUUGCAUGUUGCGGUGGUGCAACAUGUAAGUGUAGAACUGUCCGUUAAUUAAAGCUCACUACAAGCGCUAUGCAGACACAAGACAGAGUGUUGCAAUGUUGUCACACAUCCUUGUAAUAGAUGAAAACCGAGACAGUCGUGGGGGCAGUGUUGUCACUUGGUUCCUGAUCUGAUCUAUAGGCUAUGUGAAAUGGUAGCACCUGCUGGAGCCAACUAGCUAGCCAUGUGCUUUUUUUCUCCCAGACCAAAACAUGAAGCCAUAUUUUUUUAAUCAUACAGUACAUUUGAUUAUUUCACAUGGAGAUGUCGAAAGCUAAAAAGGCUGGCUAACAGGCUAAAGCCCACUAGCUAGACUGCCAGCUAGCUACUAUCUAAUAUUUUUAAUAACUAACCCAAGAUUGACCACAGCCUGUUGUUUCCAAUGGGAACACAUUAAUCAUAGUGGGCAGAACAAGCAAGGAGGUGGGCAGAGCCAAGCACGAGCUAGCGAGAUCCUACUAGUGCGUUCUAGCAUGUAUUUGCAUAUUUCUGUUAGGGAAUUCCUACUCUGGAAUUCAUGUUACCAAAAGGUGUCCACUACUCCAAAAAUCUCCACCCACGUGCACGCAGGCACAUAGAUCCACGGUGUGAAGCUUAUAGUAACUGUUGUGGAAAUUCCCCAAUAAGGACUCAAACUCAAUGUAAAUGAACCAAUCUUUAGUAUCACGGUCGGAAAGGUUCACAAACUCAAUCCAAGCAUGAUCAAAACUCUGAAGAGGCCAUUCCCUUUCAGUCCUCUUCUACUGCUACACAAACAAGUCAUAUAAGCAUGAUUUACAUUAUUCAUUAUUCAUCAUUAACGUUGGUUCCUGCACGUGACUGAUUGACACCUCACAAGGCUUCUUCUCUAAAUGCUGGGACCUUGAAACUGAGAUACUCCUUUUGGUUCCCAGAACAGUGUUCUGGGCGUGCUGCCAAUUGGUCUGAGGAGGAGGUCACAGUCACCUGCACAAACCAAGAUGGAGUGAGAGGAGAUGCUGUUUACAAUUCAAGGCUUAGCUCAUCAGACAAUAACAUUUUCUCUCACAUAACCUUUAGAGCAGAUUGAGGUGGUCAGUCAUUGACACCAAAGGUUUUUCUUAUUUGGUCCACAGGCAUAGCUUAGCAGAAGUGCUCCAUAAAUAACCUUUGUUAAAGUCCUUUUAAGACCUAUUAAGUAUUACUGACUAUGACUGAGUGUAGUGUAAGUGAGCUAAGUGUAGUGAGCAUGACUUGAUAUCUAUAGCCAGUGUUAUGAAUAUGAAAUACUGUAUGUAAAAUAUACUGUAUGUGCUUCCAGUGGUGUAAAGUACUUAGGUAAAAAUACUUUAAAGUACUACCUAUGUUUUUUUGUGGCAUCUGUACUUUACUAUUUAUAUUUUUGACAACUUUUACUUUCCUACAAUCCUAAAGAAAAGAAUGUACUUUUUACUCAAUACAUUUUCCCUGACACCCAAAAGUACUUACAUUUUGAAUGCCUAGCAGGACAGGAAAGUGGUCCAAUUCAUGCACGUAUCAAGAGAACAUCCCUGGGCAUCCCUACUGCCUCUGAUCUGGCGGACUCACUAAACACAAAUGCUUCGUUCGUAAUUAUGUCUGAGUGUUGGAGUGUCCCUCUGGCUAUCAAUAAAUAAAUACAAAUAAGAAAAUUGUGCUCUCUGGUUUGCUUAAUUUAAGUAGUUAUAAAUGAUUAAUACUUUUACUUUUGAUACUUAAGUACAGUAUAUUUUAGCAAUUACAUUGACCUUUGAUACUAAAAAUAAAUACUUUUAGACUUUUACAUAAUUAAUAUUUUACUAGGUGACUUUCACUUUUACUUGAGUCAUUUUCUAUAGAGGUAUCUUUACUUUUACUCAAGUAUGACAAUUGGGUACUUUUUUCACCACUGUGUUCUGUAUUC